AUGUCUGAGUCUAGAAAUUAUGAGUUAUAUCGUCAGAGUACGCUAGGACAAUCAUUGAAUGAUACCUUGGAAGAGCUGGUUCUAGCGCAUCAUAUAUCCGCGGAGAUGCAGAUGAAGAUAUUUAUUCAGUUUGAUGAGGCUAUCAGUCAAGGUCUGACCAACAAGAUCAAAAGCAAGUGCAAUUUCAAGGGGAUGCUCCACACCUACAACUACUGUGAUUUUGUAUGGUCCUUCAUCCUGAGCAAUACCACAUUCAAGACAGAUAAUAUCGAGGAGGUGGCUGAUACUGUCAAGAUUGUUGCCUGUGAUGCGAAGAGUAUGUAA
Messenger RNA from Sphaeroforma arctica JP610, 324 nucleotides. RefSeq names its product transcription initiation factor IIA subunit 2. The transcript has 2 exons. Lineage: Eukaryota; Ichthyosporea; Ichthyophonida. Bases 1 to 324 code for a protein of 107 amino acids. Gene Ontology annotation, biological process: RNA polymerase II preinitiation complex assembly; transcription initiation at RNA polymerase II promoter. The record is from RefSeq and is a predicted model, not a curated record. Gene Ontology annotation, molecular function: TBP-class protein binding; RNA polymerase II general transcription initiation factor activity. Gene Ontology annotation, cellular component: transcription factor TFIIA complex.